Aspergillus calidoustus is the source of this 1998-nucleotide messenger RNA. The record is from the annotation of a GenBank genome assembly. Lineage: Eukaryota; Fungi; Ascomycota; Eurotiomycetes; Eurotiales; Aspergillaceae.
AUGGCCCCUGACCAGCAAGAACACAUGACUGCGCAGCAGCUGGCAGACAUCUUACCGGUCGGAGUCUGCAUCGUCAACCACGAAGAUACGAGGGCCUUUGUUAACAAACGCUUCGAGGACUUUACAGGACCACAAGAGCCGACGGGCUGGGCAUGUCUAUCGCGAACAAUCCACCCCAAUGACCGCGGUCGGGUCGAAGACGUCUACCAAACGGCAUUGAGCACACGGACGGCUCUCCGCACAGAAUACCGGACGAUUGAUGAAAAGGAGGAAUGGCGCGCGCUGGCGCUGGAGCCGCUGAGUGAAGGGCACUUGCGGCAAUUCGGGCUGAGUGACAACGGGGGGAUGAUCAGCAUGGUGACGGACAUAUCCACGGAAAAGGUGGCAGAGAUGAAGCAGAAGAUGAUCGCAGAAGACGCGCGGGAACGAAAGCAGCAACAGGAGCGCUUCAUCGACAUGAUCAGUCACGAAGUUCGAAAUCCUCUGUCGGCCAUCCUCCACUGCGCCGAAGAUAUCAUGGAAGCGGUCCAAGAUCAGCGGAAGAAGGGAAAAGAGCAGCUGGCCGAAAUCGCAGAGGCCGCCGAGACAAUCAACCUUUGCGUCGCACACCAGAAGAAAAUCAUCGAUGAUGUCCUCAUUUUCUCCAAGUUGGACGCGUCCAUGCUCACACUGAGGCCACAACCCGUCCAGCCCAAAACGCACCUGUCGACACUGCUAACCAUGUUUCGACCGGAACUCCGGAAGUCGAGAAUCGAGUUUGAGUACAAGCUUGACGAGUCGUACGUGGAGACCGGCCUUGACUGGGUGAUGGGAGAUCUCGACCGGAUGGGACAGGUGCUGAUCAACAUCGUCUCCAACGCCAUCAAGUUCACAGCGGAAGCACAAAAAGAGAGAAAAAUAAGAGUCUCCAUGGGCGCUUGUCGGCGGCGCCCUCCCUCGUAUCCACCCAACGUGGUGUUCUUCGAGCCUAGUGAGGAGGCGCUACGGUUAGACACCACUAACCAGCCGGAAUGGGGAGACGGCGAGAAGGCGUUUAUAAUGGUCGCGGUUCGGGACACGGGAAUUGGAAUUAGCGAUCAACAUCAGAAGCGAUUAUUCGAGCGCUUCAAGCAGGCAACCCCUAAAACCGACAGGAUAUACGGCGGAUUUGGCCUCGGCCUGAAUAUCAGCCGCCGACUAUGUCACAUGCACGGAGGUGAGAUUGGUGUCAGUUCAAAGGAAGGCGUUGGGAGCACAUUCGGCUUCUUUUUCACCGUCCGGCGAUGUGUCGAAGCAGAGGCGUGGACCCAGAUCGGCCCCCAAUCACCAAUUGACGAGCUGUGCGUCCAGAUCGGAGAGCUCGACUACAAGACACCGGACGUGGGCAGGGACACAUCCGGGGCGGACUUUGCACAGGAGCCUCCCGUCGAGCACGUCAACGAAGUCGCGGUCGCCUCUCAAAGUGACGAGCGGAAAAAACACACCGAGAAGCUGAUUGAAGAAGUCGGGAACGAGCCCUCCGAGGCAACGGCAGAGCCCAAGGUGACACACUCCAACGUUGAUGCCCAUGCACCUGCGCAGUGUCCACCCGAAAUCAUGGCAAAGUCCAAAAUCGCCGGGCGCAAACGUGUGUUGUUCGUCGAAGACAAUAUCAUCAACCAGCGGAUAGUGUCACGGAGGCUCAAAAUGGCAGGCUUCGACGUCUCGGAGGCAAGCAACGGGCGGGAAGCGCUGGAGACUUGGAAACGCGAGGCUUUCGACUGCAUUCUGAUGGACCAGGAGAUGCCGGUAAUGGAUGGGAACACUGCAACCAAGGAGAUUCGCAAUCUGGAGAGAGAGAAGGGCGGCCAUAUCCUCAUUCUCGGCGUGACAGCAAAUGUCCGACAGGACCAGCAGGCGGAGAUGCUCGAGGCCGGAAUGGACGACAUUGUGCACAAGCCGUACAAGAUGAAGGACUUGUGCGACAAAAUUCACGAGAUGACGGGAGAGCCUGAUAAGACAUCGCCAAGUGGAGAGUAG